CGAGGAUUAGUCUUCAUCAGUCUAAAGCAAAACCUUCCAGAGCUUACUAGUAGUUCAUGGAGGAAUUACAGACUGCUCUUCAAGCUCAUGGCUUAUCCCUCUCAAGCUUCCCCGAUAAAGGCCGUUCCCUCGUCGCCGCCAAGGAUUUCUAUCCAGGAGAAGUAAUUAUAAGCCAAGAGCCAUAUGUCUGCGUGCCAAACAACUCCUUAACGGAAUUAAGGUGCGAUGGAUGUUUCAGCAAAAGCAAUCUUAAGAAAUGUGCGGGUUGUCAUGUUGUUUGGUAUUGUGGAAGCUUAUGUCAGAAGUUGGAAUGGAAAUUGCAUCGGCUAGAGUGCCAGGCACUUGCUAAGCUUGACAAGAGGAGGAGAAAAUCAGUUACGCCUACAAUCCGGAUGAUGGUGAAACUUUACCUUAGGAGAAAAUUGCAAAAUGAGAAUGUCAUCCCUGUUACUGCUUUUGACAAUUACAGUUUGGUAGAGGCUUUGGUUUCUCACAUGCUGGAUAUUGAUGAGAACCAGCUUGUGUUAUAUGCACAGAUGGCUAACCUUGUUAACUUGAUUCUUCAGUUCCCCGACGUCGACAUAAAAGAGAUUGCUGAAAACUUUUCCAAGUUUGCAUGUAAUGCACAUACCAUUUGUGACAGUGAGUUGAGACCCCUGGGGACAGGACUGUACCCUGUUGUUUCAAUUAUAAACCACAGCUGCUUGCCGAAUGCUGUUUUGGUGUUUGAGGGAAGGCUGGCUGUGGUACGUGCUGUACAACAUAUACCCAAAGAUUAUGAGGUAUCUAUCAGUUAUGUAGAGACUGCUGCAAGUACAGUUACUCGUCAAAAGACUCUCAAAGAACAAUACCUUUUCACUUGUACAUGUGCCCGCUGUAACAAAGUGGGCCAGUACGAUGAUAUCCAAGAAAGUGCAAUUCUCGAAGGCUAUCGAUGUAGGGACAAUGGAUGCAGUGGCUUCUUGCUUCGAGAAUCAGAUGAAAAAGGGUUUGUUUGCCAAAAAUGUGGCCUCACUAGAAGCAAGGAAGAGAUAAGAAAGAUUGUUACUGAUAUCAAAGCAUUGUCGGAAAAGGCUCUUAAGUCUAUUUCCUCAGGCAAUCCUCAGGAAGCUGUUGUUUUGUAUAAAAAUAUUGAAAAUCUCCAGAAGGAAGUCUUCCAUCCUUUUUCAAUCAGCUUGAUGCGAACUCGGGAAAAACUUCUUGAGAUAUUAAUGCAGUUGGAAGAAUGGAAAGAAGCUUUGACAGUUUGCAAAUCAACUAUUCCUGUGUAUGAAAGGGUCUAUCCAGGAUAUCAUCCUUUGCUUGGAUUACAAUAUUACAGUUGCGGAAAGCUUGAGUGGUUGCUUGGAGAGACGGAUGAUGCUAUCAAAACAUUUACCAAAGCGGUCGACAUACUGAGAAUCACUCAUGGGACAAAUACUCCAUUUAUAAAGGAACUGUUGAUGAAGUUGGAGGAAGCUCGUGCCGAAGCAUCGUUCAAGCUUUUAUCGAGGGAGGAUUCGUGAACAGUAUACCUCCGGCAUUGUCUUCUAUGUGAAGUUUACAUGCUUGCACCGAGGAAUGACUCAACAGCCAGAAAAAUUGUGUUUUUGUCUGGCUGGUUAAACCAGUGGUUUAAUAGGUAUGGUACAUUUUAUGAAACCACCAAAAGCCUGGUUUCGUACAAAUAGAUAUUUCGAUACUUGCACGAAUCAAACAAUUUUUAAUUGUUAAAGGAUUUAUUGU
This is a messenger RNA of Hibiscus syriacus, 1725 nucleotides long. RefSeq names its product histone-lysine N-methyltransferase ASHR1-like. The transcript has 14 exons. Gene Ontology annotation, molecular function: protein binding. The coding region runs from base 57 to 1505 and encodes 482 amino acids. Lineage: Eukaryota; Viridiplantae; Streptophyta; Magnoliopsida; Malvales; Malvaceae. Gene Ontology annotation, cellular component: nucleus. The record is from RefSeq and is a predicted model, not a curated record.